UGAUAAGCAGCUGAUGUGAAAUUCAAAGCCCAACAAAAGUAUUGAUUUGCAAUAGCAGUAGGAUUAGAUUAGCGUAGGAUUCCGAUACCUAAGUUUUGGCGUAGUCAUGGAUUUCACGGGCUUUGAAGUGCGAAAGUGCCCACCGACUGCCAUGUACAUUCCUAACUUUAUAACUUCUGAGGAAGAGCAGCGAAUCCUGAGCCACAUAGAACGGACUCCUAAGCCCCGAUGGACGCAGCUGCUUAACCGCCGACUGGUCAAUUACGGCGGAGUGCCGCAUCCUAACGGUAUGAUUGCCGAGGAGAUUCCCGAAUGGCUGCAGAGCUAUGUGGACAAGGUGAACAAUCUAGGAGUUUUCGAAUCGCAGAACGCCAAUCAUGUCCUAGUCAACGAAUAUUUACCGGGCCAGGGAAUAUUACCGCACACGGAUGGUCCUCUGUUCUAUCCGAUCAUAUCGACUAUUUCUUGUGGUGCUCACACCGUGCUUGAGUUUGCCAAAAGAGAGGACAGCACUUUUGAACCAAAUGCCGAGGAAGACCAGCUGGCGACCCCUCGUGAGGUUCUCUUCAAACUGCUUCUGGAGCCGCGUAGCUUGCUCAUCCUGAAGGAUACACUAUAUAGUGACUAUCUGCACGCCAUUGCAGAGACCAGCGAGGAUGUGCUCUGCGAUCGCAUUUGCAACUAUGAUCUAUGCGAGAACACCUAUAAGAUUGGGGAUCACUUAAUACGCCGUUCUCCACGCAUUUCCUUGACAAUCCGCAACGUGCCCAAGACCAGCAAAAUGAAGCUCAAGUUCUGCUAGGUCCCCGCAUUCCGCACUUAGAUGUUGCUUUACCAUUGAUUACAGAUUACACUGAUGUUGACUAACCGCACGUUAAACGAACCCACUGAAGGGAUCCAUGGGAUCCACGGACUAUGAUAAUCUGCAACCUGAAUCUUCCGCUAGAUGUUUAAGCACUCGCACUAGCACACUAGCUCGCAAGCAAUCAACGUUGGCCCACACAAAAGUGCUUUAUUUAUACCGUUAACAUUGUGUACAUAUAUAUAAAUGUUUGUAUUACGUAUUACGGAGCAAUAAGUUGGCCUAAUCGGUGGACAGACUGGAGCUUUAUCCUUAGAUUCCAGCUGUCCGCCGGCGGCCCUUAGAUUUAGUUACGCGAGCAAUUGUUGGGAGCAAUCAAUGGUUAAGAUUUGUGAAGUAUGUGGUUAUUUAUAUAGGUAUUUUGUCAACUGAUUUUGAUUAUGAUUGACUUAAAGGUUUUAAGGUGUCAUGGAAACAUAUUAGAUCUGAUCCCAAAGCUAAAAGAAGUUACUAUAGUAAGAUUAUUUCUGACUGACAAAUUUACUAUGGUGUUCCUUUUAAAUUUUAUAAGUGUUCCUUUAAAAGACAUCGCACAUAAAUAGUUUGCCAGUCUGAACUGUAAGGGAAUGACUAAAAAUUUCACAGACUUAAGGAAAUCAUAAUGGUUAUCAGUUAUCGGAAUACCUUUUAUAUGUAUGUUGAAUGGAGCAUGCAGCACACUGAGUACUCUUUUCGUAUGCUCCAUGCUCCAGCCUCCCGUGUCGAAGUGUAUUUUUGUAACCGUUUUUUCCACCGCGCACCGCAAAAAGAGCGAAGAGUUGCCAAUAAACGUUAUGGUCCACCCA
Molecule: messenger RNA, 1647 nt
Organism: Drosophila eugracilis
Lineage: Eukaryota; Metazoa; Arthropoda; Insecta; Diptera; Drosophilidae
Product: alpha-ketoglutarate-dependent dioxygenase alkB homolog 6
Exons: 2
Coding region: 107-802 (231 amino acids)
Source: RefSeq, a predicted model, not a curated record